AUGGCGUAUACCCUGCCUUCGGGCACUACCCUUGAGAAGACCAUCCCCCGCAACAUCUGCGAGCUCUCUUUCAGUCGGUCCAGCGGGCCGGGCGGGCAAAAUGUGAACAAGGUCAACUCCAAGGCCACCUUGAAAGUCCCAUUGGACGCCUUGCUGCCCUUGGUUCCCCGUCUGAUACACCGUCCACUACGCACUUCCCGAUAUGCCGCCGAAAGAGCCCAAUGUCUAAUUAUCCAGUCGGACGAGGAGCGGAAACAGUCUAGCAACGUGGAAUCCUGCUUUGACAAGCUCUAUCAGCUAUUGCAGAGCUCGGCUAAGGAGGUGAUCCCCGGGGAAACAUCCCAAGAGCAAAGAAAUCGCGUGCAAAAAUUGCAGAGGGCUCAAAAUGAGGGUCGGAUUAAAGACAAGAAACAGCACAGCGACAAGAAAAGCAGUCGCCGGGGAAGCAAAUACGAUGAUUGA
Molecule: messenger RNA, 462 nt
Organism: Penicillium roqueforti
Lineage: Eukaryota; Fungi; Ascomycota; Eurotiomycetes; Eurotiales; Aspergillaceae
Product: peptidyl-tRNA hydrolase domain protein
Exons: 4
Coding region: 1-462 (153 amino acids)
Biological process (GO): mitochondrial translational termination
Cellular component (GO): mitochondrial large ribosomal subunit
Molecular function (GO): translation release factor activity
Source: RefSeq, a predicted model, not a curated record